Messenger RNA from Engraulis encrasicolus (European anchovy), 4695 nucleotides. RefSeq names its product coiled-coil domain containing 6b (gene ccdc6b). The coding region runs from base 77 to 1450 and encodes 457 amino acids. The record is from RefSeq and is a predicted model, not a curated record. NCBI's taxonomy places the organism in Eukaryota, Metazoa, Chordata, Actinopteri, Clupeiformes, Engraulidae. The transcript has 9 exons.
UAUUGUAAGCAGCUCACUUUGCUUGCAACUUCUCUCCGAACAUGAAUCAUUGCGCUGCUUGGACUGUGCGGUGAACAUGGCGGACAGUGCUAGCGAAAGUGACACUGAUGGAGCUGGCAGCAGCUCUGCCACCCCUCAAUGUUCCACCACGUCCUCGUCCUUAAGCAAACCGGGCAUCGUUAUUUCUCCGUUUCGCCUGGAGGAGCUCACAAACAGACUCGCCUCUCUGCAGCAGGAGAACAAAGUUCUCAAAAUAGAGUUGGAAACGUUCAAGCUGAAAUGCAAAGCUCUACAGGAGGAGAAUCGAGACCUGCGGAAAGCUAGCGUGACUAUUCAAGCACGCGCGGAGCAGGAGGAGGAGUUUAUCAGCAACACGCUCUUCAAAAAGAUCCAGGCCCUGCAGAAGGAGAAGGAGACGCUUGCCGUCAACUAUGAAAAGGAGGAGGAGUUCCUCACCAAUGAGCUCUCCAGGAAACUCAUGCAGCUGCAGCAUGAGAAGGCGGAGCUGGAGCAGCACCUGGAGCAGGAGCAGGAGUUCCAGGUCAACAAGCUGAUGAAGAAGAUCAAGAAGCUGGAGAACGACACCAUCACCAAGCAGCUCACGCUCGAACAGCUACGGCGGGAGAAGAUUGACCUGGAGAAUACGUUGGAGCAGGAGCAGGAGGCUCUGGUCAACCGGCUCUGGAAGAGGAUGGACAAGCUGGAGGCAGAGAAGAGAAUCCUCCAGGAGAAGCUUGACCAGCCAGUGUCUGCUCCUCCAUCGCCGCGGGAUAUCUCCAUAGAGCUGGACUCCCCGGAGAACUUGAUGCGCCACAUCCGCUUCCUCAAGAGCGAGGUGGAGCGACUCAAGAAGAACCUGCGCACCGCAGAGCUGCAGCAGACGGAGAAGCGAGCGCAGUACAUCGAGGAGGAGCGGCACAUGAGGGAGGAAAACAUCCGACUGCAGAGGAAGCUGCAGAGAGAGGUGGAGCGCAGGGAGGCCCUCUGCAGACAGCUGUCAGAGAGCGAAAGCAGUCUGGAGAUGGACGAUGAGAGGUACUUCAACGAGAUGUCAGCACAGGGACUACGGCCCCGGACGGUCUCCAGCCCCAUCCCCUACUCCCCCUCCCCCAGCUCCAGCCGACCCAUAUCACCAGGGUUGUCGUAUGCCAGUCACACAGUGGGCUUCACUCCCCCUGCCACCCUGACGCGAGCGGGCAUGUCCUACUACAACAGCCCCGGCCUUCACAUGCAUGUGAGCACGCCACACGGCAUCACGAGGCCUUCCCCGAGGCGCAGCAACAGUCCAGACAAGUUCAAGCGGCCGACCCCUCCUCCCUCCCCAAACAUGCAGUCCAGCAUACUCGCAGCCCACCCUCCUCUGGGCCCGCCCAGCCAGUCCUCCGCCGGCCAACCAUCAACCUCGCAGCAGCCCCAGCACCCGCCUCCUCAACCGGCACGAGACGCAUGAUUUGCCGUCAUCAUCCUUCUGCGCCACCACCUCAGACUUCCCCCUCCUGCUACUCUUCCUCCACCGGAUGGGACUGCUCACACUUACACUUGCACGCGUGCGCACACACACACACACAAAUGCACACACAAACAAAACAAGCAACUGUGCAUCUAGGCCAAAGGCUGAAAACACUCUCCCACGCCAGCCCUCUUAUUCUCGCACACACACACACACACACACACACACACACACACACACACACACACACACACACACACACACACACACACACACACACACACACACACACACACACACACUACCCAAAUAAACAUUUUACCUUGUCGACUUGCACUGAGACCAUGCAGGCUUUCCUGUGCAUCCAUCUCUUGAGAGACAAGGGGGACGCAAAAAAGGGGGUGAAGUGUCGGCUGUUGACAUGCAGUAGUUCAGUUGUCAUUUUGAUGACCACGUCCACAUCCUAACCUCUGUGCUUGCAACAUUGCAGUCCCUCUUUUUUUAACCCCCCCUGGUAUGAAUGGCAUUAAGACCUCGAAGAACUUCAAAGAAGAAAAGGGAUUUUCAUUUCAUUUCUUUCUGACAGGUUUACAUCAAUGGCAUUAGCUACUAUAUAUAUAAACCUACACGACACUCAUCACCAUCAUCAUCGACAUUUAGUAUUGUGCCUGUAUGACCUCCUAGAGAAAGUACCUUCCAUGAUUUAGCUGCUAAAGAACAGAGAGAAAUGGUACUGAUGAAUUUUUCAGACUUUUGAAAGGUACGAUUUAACGCCCUCCGCUUUGGCUUUUUCUCAAAACCCCAAAGGUAUGUUCAUGUGUGUAUGCAGUGUCCAUGCAGUUUCAGUUGGUUGACUUCAGCUAGAAAAAAAUCUGUGUGAAGAGGGUGGUUGCAGUAGCUGACAGCAGAAAGUAGUGUUGGAGGCCUUUAAAGGUGUGUGUGGUUGUUUUUUCUUCCCUUUGUGCAUUAACAAUUGAAGGUAGUUGAGUUGUCUCUGCACCCCAUUUGAAUGAGUUUGACAAUGAGCUUGACAGUUGACCUGUACAGUGAAUGAGUGCAAGAGAUAGCUUCUGACCCUGUAGAGUCUGGAGCGUUAGACCCUUAUUUAGAAAGAAAUAAUAAAAACGGGGUCCCCUUGGUUUGUAGGGUUCAGCUUGUGGGGCCCCUUUACGAAUCUUCAGGAUUGAGGCUUGAUAUUUUUGUAGUGAUGCUGCUGGUGAACUACUAGACUUUUUUGUCUUUAAAUCCUCAACAUGGUUUAAAUAAGCAACAUGGCAUCAUGACAAGUUAGCCGAUUUUGAAUCGGCUGUUGCGUUUGUGCACAAUGCCUUUGCAAGUUAACACAUGGCUCCACAACGCCUUGAGACAGGUAUGGAUUAGGGAUGGUUUUGGUCUGGGCACAAUUUCGCAUUUUUUUCACAAUUUUCGCAUUUUUUUCGCAAUUUUUGCUGUUUUUGGCAAAGGUAAAGAAGCAGAAAUAUUGCUUUACUGACAGGUUAGGGUUAGGCAUGGUUUUGGGUUGGGCAGAGAAGAUCUUUUUCGCAGUUAGCAACAGAAAUUUGCUGUAGCAGCAGAAAAUAACAACACAUUGGGAAAACUGUGCAAACAUCAUCACUUGACAAAAAUGCAUAUGUGCCUUUCCACUGCGUUUGAGGAGCACGACUUAACUUGAAAAGGCGUUGCACCACAACACAGAAUGCACUAGCGUGAGCUACAUACACCUGUACAUGAUGCCAGUCUGAAAUAAGUCACAAGUAACGACAGUCAUAUCCUCAGUAGGAAAUUACGCAGGAAGCUCUGUUGGCAUGUACGAAUACUAUAUCUUUCUACAGGAAAGCACUUUCUCUGAAACCUCAUUUUUGUUAUUUGGAGUCUCGUUGGCCUGUGGUAUGAAAAUGAGCAGAAGAAUCACAGUAGGGAUAUUAUCUUAUAAGACUGUACUCUAGCUUCUCCACUGGUACCACUGUGAUGUUCAUGCAGACUUCCAUGUGACCCUUCAUAUGGCAGGAGAACCGAUCAAGAUCACUCGUGACUGUAAAUAAGAUGGAUUGUCUUUUGAAUGUUUUGUAAGUUCUAAAACAGGGGGGGGGGACUUUUCCAUGAAUGUGUUGCUAAUGUUGUCUUAAGAUUCUGUCAUGUCUAAGACGGUAGUAGACCGACAAAACUUUCAUGUCUCCCUUUAUGUCAGACUGACUCAUGAGAAGAACAACACAAAGCACUUACGUAGACAAAAAAUAUUUUCUCUCUCUCUUUCUCUCUCUCUCUCUUUCUCUCUCUCUCUCUCUCUCUCUCUCUCUCUCUCUCUCUCUCUCUCUCUUAUUUAUUGUAGUGUCUGUAAAAAAAAACUCCAUUAUAAAAUCAAACCUAAGCAAAUGCAAUAGCAAAACCCAAGCAAAGAUCUUGCAAAGUUUGAACUGGUGACAUGAGUUACAUCUGUGACAACAACAAAAAAAACACUGAAAGGAAGAUGUUUCAACAUACUGCUAAUUUUCAUUCUCCUCUUGUUUUAUUUUUGUCUGUCUUUGUUUCUAUUCCAUAUGCCCAUGGCAACACUGUGGCCUGUUCACUCAAAUACACUCAAGCGCAAGCACACAACACUUCUCUUGUGGGAUUGUUAUGGUUCACACCCCCAUGACCGUGGUGGUGUUGGUGUGUGACCAACCGCAACUAACAAUGACACAAAUGAAUUGUUUCAUUGGUAGAUGAAGGAGUGUGUGCUGUGUUGGUGCUUUAUUUUUUUUAUUUAUUUUUUUUCAUAACAGUGGCACAAGGACACUCUAUAUGCGGAUUUAUAUUUGUUUUUGUUUUUAGUUAGCGCUUUUGGGAGGGUGAGGAAUUGAUUGUCUGGUUUGGGAGUCAGUGUUAUUGUCAGAUGAUAUAUUGUAAACCUUUUUUAUACGUUUGCCUUGUAAAUAUGCUUUAUUUGAUUGUUGAAAAAAGUUUUAAAAGGAUGUGUUCAACACAUUUCAUGGUUUUACCAGAACUCACAUCAGGUUUUUUCUCUUUUUCCUCAGACUGUUUUCUUUUCCGUUUAUUUGUUAGUCUUUGUUUUGUUCUUUUCUCUCUGGUAAAAUAUGUUAAUUUCAAGACUGUUGACAAAUGAAUGUAAAGUUUUGCUUGUGUAUAGCCCUCAUUAUCGGAUGGAUCACCUUGGAGCCUUAACUCACUGUGGUAUCUUCGAAAAAAUGUAAGCAUAAUCUAGCUUAUCCCCACAUCAAAACAAUUAAACGCCUUAACAUGUGGUC